Messenger RNA from Trifolium pratense (red clover), 780 nucleotides. Its product is annotated as DNA repair RAD52-like protein 1, mitochondrial. The transcript has 5 exons. Lineage: Eukaryota; Viridiplantae; Streptophyta; Magnoliopsida; Fabales; Fabaceae. Gene Ontology annotation, biological process: double-strand break repair via homologous recombination. The record is from RefSeq and is a predicted model, not a curated record. Gene Ontology annotation, molecular function: DNA binding. The coding region runs from base 12 to 572 and encodes 186 amino acids.
UCAAAAUUCAAAUGGCAUCAUCACUGUCUUCUUCAUCUUCAUCCCUAAAAUUGAACCACCUGAGAAAAACAGUGUGCUAUUUUCUGAACCAAAACCGUUGUUAUUCAUCAAAGUUAAAACAUGCAGCAUCAACAUCAUCAUCAUCAGAGUUCGAGAAAGUUGCAGAUGAUGUACCAAUUUCAGGAAUUUGUAGACCUUUAUCUGAAAUACUGAAGGAGCUUAACAAGAAAGUUCCUGAUUCACUUGUUAAAACUCGCAUUGAGAAAGAUGGUUUUCCCAUUAGAUACAUUCCUUGGCAUAUUGUUAACCGUGUUUUGAACUUACACGCUCCUGAGUGGUCUGGUGAGGUUCGGAAUAUCACCUAUUCUGCUGAUGCCAAGUCUGUUUCUGUUGUUUACCGAGUUACUCUUUAUGGGACUGAUGCUGAGAUAUAUAGGGAAUCAACUGGUACUGCUUCAAUAGAUGAUACAAGUUAUGGAGAUCCUGUACAAAAGGCAGAAGCAAUGGCUUUCCGAAGAGCUUGUGCACGCUUUGGGCUAGGACUCCACCUUUAUCAUGAAGAAUCCUCGUAAUCAAGUUGUUCUGCUUAUCAGAGGAAGCAUUUUGAUCCAUGUAGCAUUAGUGCUUACUCCUAUCGAGCAGGAAAAUGCUUUGGUUGCUGUGGUAGUUAUAUGAUUGUAUGAUUCAAUCAUAUGAUUUUUUGGGGAUAAUUGAUGUGCUGAAGUACUUUUGAUGUAAAGAAAACAGUAAAAGUAUGUUUAGAAUUUAUUUGCAUACUAA